Drosophila bipectinata is the source of this 1765-nucleotide messenger RNA. Its product is annotated as solute carrier family 35 member E1 homolog. Gene Ontology annotation, molecular function: antiporter activity. The record is from RefSeq and is a predicted model, not a curated record. Gene Ontology annotation, cellular component: Golgi apparatus. Lineage: Eukaryota; Metazoa; Arthropoda; Insecta; Diptera; Drosophilidae.
CUGCCGAGUAUGUGGUCACACUAGGUACACGUAGAAAACAAACAGACAAGGGUUUUUAUUUAAAACCAAGCGCAAUGCAAUAGUUUCCGUGUGAUAAGCAGCAGCUAGCAGACCCAUCAAACGGGUAAACACACCUCCCAUCCGCCACCAGACCUAGGGCGCACGGAAAUCCGCAGCCGGACAUCGAAGGGAACGGACUGCAUUCCGGGAAUUCCAGAGCGAGGAAAGGAAAGGGAAUAAAAUGCUGGGUGGAAAACGAACUGGUACACGGCAUGUGGCUGUGGUGUUGAUGAUGUGCCUUUUUUGGUACGUGAUCUCCUCCAGCAACAAUGUAAUCGGAAAGAUGGUCCUCAACGAGUUUCCCUUCCCAAUGACCGUGACAUUGGUCCAACUGUGCAGCAUUACGCUCUACAGUGGGCCGUUCUUUAAUUUGUGGCGCAUACGAAAGUAUCAGGAGAUCCCCCGCUCCUACUAUUGGCGUCUAAUCGUACCUCUGGCCGUGGGCAAGCUGCUGGCCUCGGUCACAUCGCACAUCUCACUGUGGAAGGUACCAGUUUCCUACGCGCACACGGUCAAGGCCACCAUGCCACUGUUCACCGUCAUCCUGACCCGUCUCUUCUUUGGGGAGAAGCAACCAACGCUCGUGUACCUGAGCCUGCUGCCCAUCAUUACGGGCGUGGGCAUUGCCACCGUAACGGAGAUCUCCUUCGACAUGAUGGGCCUGAUCAGCGCCCUAAUCUCCACGAUGGGCUUCUCCAUGCAGAACAUCUUCUCUAAGAAGGUACUCAAGGACACCAACAUCCACCAUCUGCGGCUGCUGCACCUUCUCGGAAAGCUGUCGCUGUUUAUUUUCCUGCCACUCUGGCUGUACAUGGACAGCUUCGCUGUUUUCCGACACACCGCCAUCAAAAACCUAGAUUACCGGGUAAUUGCCUUGCUCUUCGCCGAUGGAGUCCUCAACUGGCUGCAGAACAUUAUCGCCUUCAGUGUGCUCUCCCUGGUCACCCCGCUCACCUAUGCGGUUGCCAGCGCCUCAAAACGUAUCUUCGUUAUCGCCGUGUCCCUGCUGAUCCUGGGCAACCCAGUGACAUGGGUUAACUGUUUGGGCAUGACGCUGGCCAUCGUUGGCGUACUCUGCUAUAAUCGUGCCAAGCAGAUCACCAAGGGCAGAGAACCGCCGACGCUGCCGCUGUCGCAAACCAGCCAUGUGAAGUACGCCCCGCUGGAGCAGCAUCAUAAUCGUGAUCCCUAUUAUAGGGGAUCCGUGAACGGGAAGCUAACCAACGGCCUGCAGCAAAAGUCGGCGGGAAACAGCCUGCUGGCGAACGGAAGCGGGAUGCCCAGCGGAACGGCCACGCGGCUGCUCUUUGUCUAGUUUGUAGUUAGCGAAUCUGUAUAUCAAUCCCAUAAGCGGGUCAGCAGCAGUUGUAUUCAAACCCUGACCACCACCGCCCAAUCCCUGACAACUCCCCCAUCAGCCACGACCCCCUGUCUCUCUUCGUCCCCCUAGCUGUGUAAAUAUAUAGCUUAUAUUUUUAACUGAAGAGGCGCAAUUCGGAAUUUACAAAGACACAAUGAAAUAAUGAUAUUGGAACUUUUUGAGUUGCUAUGUAUUAUAUUCUAAAAGGUAAAUUAAUUCCAAUUGCAUUGAAAAAUAGUUAUCUAAGAUUGUAUAUUUUUCUUUGCAAAAAAAAAAGAAACAAGACGACACUAAAUAUAUUGACAUGAAUGAUUUUUCAUAUGAAAUAUUCGAAAGCUUCGAAAA